GCAAAUAAAGAGAGGCGCUCUGACAGCGAUGCCCCCAGGUUUCAGUGAAAGGAGCACUUGCGCGCCUGAGAUAGAGUGCGAGCGAGCGAGAUAGAGUGCGAGCAAAGCGUUCCUGCGAGCCUCCAAAAACAAAGUAUUAAAUAAACGAUUGGCACUGAAAAAUCUAAACCAUGGCAUCGAAGUGUCCGAAAUGCGACAAGACAGUCUAUUUUGCCGAGAAGGUCACGUCCCUCGGGAAGGACUGGCACAAGUUCUGUCUGAAGUGCGCCCGCUGUAACAAGACGCUGACAGCAGGGGGCCACGCUGAGCACGACGGACAGCCCUACUGCCACAAGCCCUGCUAUGCUACCCUCUACGGACCAAAAGGUGUGAACAUCGGGGGGGCGGGCUCCUACAUCUACGAGGCCCCCGUCAACAGCGAGCCCGCCAGCGUCCCCGUGGAGACCGGCUCCAAACCCGAGGAGAAGAAGGCGUCCGCCCCGCCCAGGGGUCCCGUGAAAGCCGCGAGCAUCACCACCUUCUCCGGUGAACCCGCUCUGUGCCCCAGAUGCAACAAGAAAGUGUAUUUCGCGGAGAAGGUGACGUCCCUGGGGAAGGACUGGCACCGGCCCUGCCUACGCUGCGAGCGCUGCAACAAGACCCUGGCCCCGGGCAGCCAUGCCGAGCAUGAUGGACAGCCGUACUGCCACAAGCCGUGCUACGCUGUGCUCUUUGGGCCCAAAGGAGUAAACACAGGGGGGGUCGGGAGCUACAUCUACGACAAGAUGCCCAGCACCGAAACCCAGCCUUGAACCUUCGUCCACCACCACCCCCAGCCGCGCUGCCCCAAGACUCCUGUGGCCCCCAGUAUUCAGUUACUCAGACGAGCCCCUCCCCACCCAACAACCCCCCCCCCCCCCCCAACCCCCCAGGUCACCUUCUCAGGCUUCGGUAAAGAAUACAGUCCCAAGACUGCUGUGGUCCCCAGUAUUCAGUAACACAGACAAACCACUCCCCACCCCACCCCACCCCCUCUUUGCCCCAGAGUGUCUGAGAGUGCUGGCCUGUUGUCCCCACAGUACACCGGGAUACACACAUACACACACACAAAGACAAUCACACACACACACACACACACGCACACACACACACACACACACACACA
Messenger RNA from Anguilla anguilla (European eel), 1144 nucleotides. It is a transcript of the gene crip2, whose product is annotated as cysteine-rich protein 2. The transcript has 8 exons. NCBI's taxonomy places the organism in Eukaryota, Metazoa, Chordata, Actinopteri, Anguilliformes, Anguillidae. The coding region runs from base 171 to 791 and encodes 206 amino acids. The record is from RefSeq and is a predicted model, not a curated record.